CCAGAAGGGGAAGAAAAAGAGUUGUGGGCUCCACGGUGAUUUCCUUGCCCUUCUUAAAACAGUUAACACUUAACAGCAAGAAGUGAGAACUGAGAAGAAUUAAGCAGUCUUUGAUCGUAAAACUCUCCUCCACUCUCCAGAUUCAUCCAUUUCUGCAUUUUUCUAAUUAAAACCUUCCAACAAACUCAUCGACGCACUAGAGAGAUGCCCGUCAGAGUAUUGGUUGAAAGUUCCACGCCUUCGCAGGUUUCAGGCGCUAAUUCUGGCCAUACUUCAUUCCAAGCUUGUACACUUCUAGGCAUUGGCCAGGCCUUUUCUGGGACACAGAACGUUUCUAGCCUACAAAAGGAUGAAGCAUGGAGAGUAAAUGUUCGUAUACAAGGAUGUGAUCUUGAGCAUGGUUAUCUAUGUGGCACCAUGGAAGCUCUUAAUGUUCCUAUGGCCGACACACCAGUUGUAACAUUCUGGGAAGGGGAGAUUGUUGAUACCAAAAAUUAUACGUUCUUCACUGGCAAAUGGGAAGCAACACCAGAAGAUGAUAUAAGGCACUGGACUAAGUUUCAAUCAUUUUCACCCCUCAUGGGCCAAGUAGAAGUUGAUGGUGGCAAGUCUUUGGACCUAAGCAACUAUCCUUACAUAUUCAUGAGAUGGAAGGAGCAGUAUUUUGUGAAUGUUGGAACCGACUGCGGGUUAACUAUAGCUGGCUUUUACUAUGUUUGUUUCUCUUGCAGUGAUGGAUCUAUAAGCGGGUUUUAUUAUGAUCCCAACAGCAGGUUCUCUUCCUUUUCCUAUUGCCCUUUCCAGAAGCUUGAAUUGAAAUCCACAAAUGAUGGAAGAUCAGGUUUCAGUUUUCCAUCGUAUGAGUUGCAAUAGGUUUCAAGGCAUAUAUAUAAUAUUGUUAAAACUUAAAAGUUCAGCAUCCAACUAAGUCUUGCUUAAAUGUUGGGCCAAUUUGGCAAGACGACCUGGAAGGCUAUGCAAGAGUACAAGAUUGUAUUUUUGUAUGUAAGUUGUGAUGAAAAUAUGACAAAUUCAAGCUUGUUAUUAUCAUGAUUGAUAUUAUUGUAUAAUGAUCACAAAUCAAGGAUUAAUAGAUUAUCAAAUGUUAGAAUCCCCCAA
Molecule: messenger RNA, 1119 nt
Organism: Arachis duranensis
Lineage: Eukaryota; Viridiplantae; Streptophyta; Magnoliopsida; Fabales; Fabaceae
Exons: 8
Coding region: 205-873 (222 amino acids)
Biological process (GO): protein targeting to vacuole; negative regulation of gluconeogenesis; proteasome-mediated ubiquitin-dependent protein catabolic process
Cellular component (GO): GID complex; extrinsic component of membrane
Source: RefSeq, a predicted model, not a curated record